This is a messenger RNA of Tuber aestivum (summer truffle), 2790 nucleotides long. The record is from the annotation of a GenBank genome assembly. NCBI's taxonomy places the organism in Eukaryota, Fungi, Ascomycota, Pezizomycetes, Pezizales, Tuberaceae.
GGCUAUCUUCACUUGGGGCUCUCUCCCCAAGCUGUGACUGUGCUAGGCAGUUAGCGCUUCUGUGGUCAGCCGCCGGUGUUUGAGGAACUUGUUUUCCUUUGAACGGCAGUUAGGCUCAACACUUGAAGGCGGUUCCUGGAAGAACAAGUGGAAGAAGGGACCGAUAGAUAGGGGAGCCGAACGAUAUGGUUCCAGCGGGUGAGCUCUUGCCCAAGGCUCAUUCAGGUUCUCCUCCGACAAAUCCGUCGCUGGUGGGCUGGUGGGAAAAAUUCAAGAGAAAGCCCGCAAUGAAGUCAGAGGGUAGAGUUCCCAUUUCCGACUGUCCCCUUGUAUCCGUAGAUAGAACAAUCUGUGGGUUCUCGGGCUUGCACUGAUUUUAUUAGUAGAGCACCCAGCAGCAAUAUUUUCCGUGCCAUUGCAUAAGAGCAUACAAUACGCCAACGUCGCAAUUUCUCUUACGGAUGCCAAAGGCGAACAGUUUAUCUAUGGCUAUGUUCCUAUAGUGGUUGCUAAGUGUGGUGUCUUUUUGAAAGAGAAAGGUUCGUCUGAUCAGAAUUUCCCCCGCCCCCCUCAAUUGUGAAUUUUUUUUCUUAAUUGUGUGCCUGCGCAGCUACCGAUGUUGAAGGAAUCUUCCGUCUGAGUGGGUCUGCAAAGAGGAUAAAGGACCUACAAACGAUUUUCGAUUCUCCAGACAGGUAUGGAAAAGGCCUGGAUUGGACUGGUUACACGGUCCAUGAUGCAGCAAAUGUUCUCCGGCGUUAUCUUAAUCAGCUUCCUGAGCCUAUAAUUCCUCUGGAAUUCUAUUCCCGGUUUCGUGAGCCAUUGAUAACCCAACCGGAGGGCGAGGAAGUUCUCUUAGCUAUUCGGUCGUACCAGUCUCUUAUCUCCCAACUUCCGCCCCUCAAUCGACAAUUGCUUCUCUACAUAUUAGACCUUUUGGCGGUUUUCGCCUCCAAAGCGGAGCAGAACCUGAUGACUGCUAGCAACCUUGCAGCCAUUUUCCAACCCGGCCUGAUAUCACAUCCCAACCACGAUAUGGCGCCUGGCCAAUACAGGUUGUCCCAGGAGGUCCUAGUGUUUCUUAUCACUCACCAGGAUCACUUUUUACUUAGCAUGCAGGGGGGCAGGGAUCAGGGUCAGGCUAGCCUAGGCGUGCCAAAUACCCCCUCGUCUCCAAGAUUUCCGGGGAAGGUGGUCGGUAGGUCACCCUCAAGUGCUAGCGCUGGGGCGGGCAAUGUGAGAAAAUAUGGUGGGGUACGCAGAAAUGUCUCGGCCACAUCUCGGAGGUCUAGUGGUAGUCCAGUUGUGGGCAGCUUUGGAGCAGCAGUAGGAGUUGGUGGUGGCAGUGGCUUGAAUCGGAGUAAUACUCUUCCCUCCAAGCGAUCUCCUGCCGUGCGACCGACGCCCUUUGCACCAGGAGACGUUUCGCCGAGCCCUAGUUCCCCACACACUCUGACGCCUGCAUCAAACGUCACAAGGUCCCCCUCUGUUGGGGAACAGAUGGGCGAAAACGUCAGCACUCCAUCUCCAGACACUGCUCCAGCUGAGCCGAAACGUGAAACUCCAAGCACGUCUUCGCCCAGAACUAACAUUUCUGGACAGGCUCCUAGGGAGCCCCCCAGAGACAUUCUAGAGACUACUCAUGUAAAGCCUCAGCCGGUCGUAACACCCACAAAGGAAAGGACAUUUCAGAAUUUCUUCUCUUUAUCCCCUGAGGGCGAUAGGCCUAGUAGGCCCACCAACAAGUUAAAAAAAAGGCGAAUUCCAGGAAGCGGUGGCAAUUCCGCUGAGUCUUCAACAACAUCUUUACCAAGUGUCGGUGGUGGACAGAAUUCCAAUGGACCUGCUCCGAUCUCCUAUGCAACGCUUGAGCCCAGUAAGCUAUUGUUCCCUCGCCCGCAAUCACCACCUCCACGCUCGCCGAAUAUAGGCAUAACUUUGCUUUCGAGCUUUCAAACCAAACAAGCCUCUGUGGGUAAUCCACCUUUGGCCCUAAUGCCUGCAAUGUCACCUACACCAUCAGCAACUUCAAGUGUGACCAGUCAUAGCAGCACUCCUUCCCAGUUAGACACGGCUACAAAUCCUGCUAGUUCGCCGGGAAAGACGGGGCGGCACCGGCGCCUGUCGAAUCCACAGUUUGAGAACCCACCCGUCAGCUCAACUUCCCCAAACAGCGGUGGGUCCAGCGGCGGUCUCCUGGAGAGGAUAAGGAGGGCCUCUCGGAGUCCGCCGGCCCGCCGGAGAAGUGUUAGUGGAGAGGCCUCCCGCCCCGUUGAAGAGGGCAGCCAUGCAAAGGCGCCCAAGAAUAUUUUCGGAUGGCCGCAGAGGAGCACCGAUGAACGAAAGCAGCACCCCGGGCGUGAGAGGGAAAAGGAGAGAGGGGAAGAAAAAAAGAAGGAGAGACAGAAAACAGAAAGACAGGUGGCUCCUCAAAUAGAACAAUUCAUACAUCCCAAGAAUGCUCCCGCGCAGCCUUAUACGCCUAGCUCGCCUUUGGUCCAACCUCCUACCCCAUUAUCUCAGCAUCCGCUAGAUAUGCCUUCACCCAUGUCUCCGCUACAAGGGAAGGGAGCUUCGCCCCCCGCGGUCGACGGCCCCACUGGGCAGCCGCGGAAACCCACAUUGUCAGCCGGGUCCGGGCAGGGUUCGGAAGAGACGAUCCGAGGCGUGAGGCCCAAGGAGGGCUCGGCACGAGUAUCAGUGCCGGGAGAAUCAAUUGAACCAGAGGGCCGGGCCCCAUAUCAGCUCGCAGAGGCAAGGGUGCCAGAGCAGCCCGAGCCCAAGGUUUAA